CCUGCGAACAAAAUCAAACAGUGUUAACUUUAAAUUCCCAGAAAUACUAUGUCCAAUCCAUCAAUUACAACAACUACACUAUCCGUGUGGCCGAUCCUGGCGUGCAAGAAAACAAUAUGUGUUCGUUUCCUCAAUAUGCUUUAGGCCGGUACAGUUUUGGUGGUGGGAGCAAUACAUAUGACAUCGACCUUUUUCAGAACAGAACUUUUCUUGAAAUUACAGUGCCAAUUGUUUUCUUCACCUGUCCUUUCCCAAUGAAGAAUUCUUCGGCUUUUGUAGAAAUAACAGCUAAUGACUGUUCUAAUAGAACCAAUGGUGGGAAUGCUCCAUUCUAUUCCUCUGGAGGCUUUGCUUAUGCUAAGAUAGGCCCCUUUAUAGCAUCAGAUUUAAGAGUUUCAUGCCGGGUUGAUCUCAUAACCCAGACUUCAUGGAAAAUUCAAGAAAAUGGGGCUCAGAAUGUUAGUCUUUUGGAUAUCCAUGAUGCUAUGAUGUAUGGAUUUGAGCUAUCCUGGUUCCAGGCAGUUCUUUGUGAGCCAUGCGGGAAAGAAAAGUGUGAAGUUGGAGCUCUAAAUGUGGUUACCUGCGUGCCCGAUAGCCCCUCGGGAAUGGCAUUCCAUCUUCUAAAGGGUGUGGGUAUACUUAUAGCUGCAGCUGCAGUUUUGGGAGGGAUCAGUAUUCUUCUAAGGAUUAUAAUUGGAAUUCCAUGUGCUAUAGUGUUCCUAAUUAUCAAACUGCAAAGAAGGCACCUGUCAGUGUUCGAUGCAAUUGAGAAUUUCCUAAACGCUGAGAAUAAUCUGUCGCCCAUUAGGUACUCCUACAGACACAUCAAGAAUAUGACCAAAGGCUUCAAGGAGAAGCUAGGAGAAGGGGGAUUUGGUUCUGUUUACAAAGGUAAACUUCGAAGUGGCCGCGAUGUUGCAGUGAAGGUAAUAAGCAAGCCCAAGUCUAACGGCCAAGAUUUCAUCAAUGAAGUUGGUUCCAUGGGAAGGAUUCAUCAUGUCAAUGUUGUUCAACUUGUCGGGUAUUGUGCGGAGAAUUAUAAGCGUGCUCUGGUGUAUGACUUCAUGCCUAAUGGAUCCCUUGACAAGUAUAUUAAUCGAGGAGUUAAUGCGAGUUUGUUGAAUUGGCAAAGGAAAUUUGAGAUUGCAGUGGGAGUAGCCCGUGGGAUUGAGUACUUGCACCGAGGCUGCGACAUUCAAAUUCUACAUUUCGACAUCAAACCGCACAAUAUACUUUUGGAUGAGAAUUUCGUCCCAAAAAUCUCUGAUUUUGGUCUUGCUAAACUCUUCCCGACUGAUAAAAGCAUAGUCACACUAACUGCAGCCCGUGGAACAAUUGGGUAUGUGGCACCCGAGUUGAUUACCAGAAGGAUUGGAGCCAUUUCUCACAAGGCAGAUGUGUAUAGCUUCGGAAUGCUACUAAUGGAAAUGCUAGGCCUGAAGGAAAACCCGGUUACCGAACAAAAUGAGUCAAGUAAAUAUUUCCCAUCUUGGAUUUACAGUGAUAUCAACAAGGGCAAGGCAAUUGAGCUGGGAGAAGGAGAUGAGGAUGAGAAGAGAAUUACAAAGAAGAUGACCAUAGUUGGGCUUUGGUGCAUCCAAACGAGCCCAACUCAAAGGCCCUCUAUGAGUAGGGUGGUCGAAAUGCUUGAAGGCGAUCUUGAGCUGCUCCAAAUGCCACCUGAAAACACUUUCCAUUCAGAACCAAUUAUGGAAAUGGAUCAAUAUUCGAGUUCCAUACCAGAUUCCUCUGAAUACACAUCAUUUUUGACAAAUGAUGCUAGUUCCCAAGCCUUGGAUAUAAUUGUGGAUUAA
Molecule: messenger RNA, 1814 nt
Organism: Ipomoea triloba (trilobed morning glory)
Lineage: Eukaryota; Viridiplantae; Streptophyta; Magnoliopsida; Solanales; Convolvulaceae
Product: LEAF RUST 10 DISEASE-RESISTANCE LOCUS RECEPTOR-LIKE PROTEIN KINASE-like 2.5
Exons: 5
Coding region: 117-1814 (565 amino acids)
Biological process (GO): protein phosphorylation
Molecular function (GO): ATP binding; protein kinase activity
Source: RefSeq, a predicted model, not a curated record